AUGAUGCUACGUCGAAGCACUGCCAGCAGAGCUGCCUCGACGGCUCGUCGCUUCAGCGCCUCUCCUGGCGCGUGCGCAGACGACGACAGGCCAGGCGGCGCGGCGGGCGACUCCGCAGGAAACGAGGAAGAAGAAGCGGGCGAGCGGCGACCGGGAGAAGACGAGCAAGGUGCGCGGGGCGCAGACGCGGCCGAGAGCUCCGGAGGCGAGGACGCGCUCAAACCCUUCUCCGGCGAAGCCAGCGAAGGCUCUGGAAGGCAAGAAGAGCCCGACGAGAGAAGAGAAGGAGACGAAGAGAGAGACGGGGCGGAAGAAGGGAAGGGUGAAACGGAGGAAGACUGUGGAAGGCUUUCUCUCUCGUGCGACUCAACAGAGGACUUCAGCCGCGUUUCUUCUCCCUCGGAAGCCUCGUCAUCUUCGGGCCUGUCCUUCUCGCAGAGAGCGUCCUCGAGCCGCACGGGAAAAAAAGAGAGGCUCCGCCUUCUCCCUUCCCCCUCAUCGUCGCUCGACGCGUUUUCCGCGUCUUCCUCCUCAGUUAAUUCUGCACAGUCUGCCGUGCUGCACGAACUGCGAGGCUUCGAAGACGGCGUCGGAGGCGCAGAAAAAUGCUCCCCUGAUGAGCUCUCCGUCGCCGCGAACCCCAAAGAGGCAGAAGAAGAGGAAGAAGAAGCAGAGGAGGAACAAGAAGAGGAGGAAGACGACGAAGAAGAAGAGGAGGAAGAAGAGGAAGAAGAAGAAGAAGAAGAAGAGGAAGAAGAGGAAGAAGAGGAAGAAGAAGAAAAAGAAGAAGAGGAAGAGGGAGGAGGAGAGGGAGGAGUCACUGCAACAUUUCCUUCUCUCCAUUUCUCGCGCCUCUUGGCGCCCAUCCCGCUUCCUUCCCCUUCUGGCUGCACUCCUUUUACUCCGGUCGUCUCGGGCGACUUCUCUUCUCUGUUGAUUCCCCAUCUCUCUUGGUCAUCUUCUUCUUCUCUCUAUCGCGCUUCUCCCUCUUCUCCCGCUUCUCCCUCUUCUCCCUCUUCUCCCGCUUCUCCCGCUUCUCCCUCUCUUUCUUCUCUUGCUUCUUCCCUUGCUUCGUCUCCGUCUUCUUCUCUUGGUUCUCAAUCCUUCCUGCCGGCGUGCUCUGGUGUGCAGCCGCAGGGGGAGCCGCUGGCGUCUCUCUCGCCGCCGUCGGCCUCGUCCCCCUGUUUCAAACUCUACAUUCGAGGCGUGAGUCGAAGCGAAGAUCCUUCGUCGCUCCGUGAGCGAUUCGCCGCCUUUGGAGGCAUUUCCGAUUUUCAGUUCCGCGGCGGCUACGCCUUUGUGACGUUCGCCGCAAAAUCGGCCGCAGAGGCUGCGCGCGCGGCGCUCCAUGGGUCGGUCAGCGGCUGCCGAGAGAAGAAGAAACUGGACAUUCACUGGGCCAAGACCUCGAGUGAGGCGCACGCACAGACAGGGGAAACCCGCCGCAAAGGGCCGGAACCCUGCGAGACAGAAGAAGACGAAGCAAAAGGGAAGGAAGGAAGAGAAAAAGAGGAAAAGGAGGAAAGAGAAAGAGAGAACAAAGAAUACGGCCGCAAAGUGCACGCGAGCGAGGAGAGAGACGAACGAGAAAGGAACGGAGAAGGAUUCCCGGCGGUGAGAGGUGGAGAGCGAGGCAUGAGAGAAAGAGAAGGGACGGAGGGAGAGACGCGUGAACCCAGCGCAGGGAGAGGCCAAGGAGAAAACGCCGAGAGCGAGCGCAGAGGAACGCAGGAGACGCCAGGACGAGCGGCCGCCGAGGAAACUGAGCCCCGGGAGAAACGUGGGCGAGGCACGACGGUGCGAGAAAACGUGUCACGUGGCGGUGUGAAACGGUCGCCGGAGAGUCCGACGAGGCCGACCCCCGAAACGAAACUGCAGGAAACGGCGGAAGAGAGGCACGUGCUGAUGAGGCGUCUGAAGUACGUCACCAAGUUUGUUCGACUUCUUCAUGGCCAAGACAAACUGCUCGAGUUCCUGAGAAUUGUCUCACGUGGCGACGGAACUGCCGUCUUAAAGGAAAUCUCUGAAUCCUUCGCCGCCGUCUCAGCUACGUUGGAGGCCUGCAAGACGUGUCUCGGCGAGGAUUUUCGGAAGCUGCGCACGCGCGUCUUCAUUCCCGGUGACGGCAAAGUGCCGAGAACGGCCGCGUCACUCUGCAUCCAAACGCCUGCAAGUUGGAAGUGUACAUCCAUCGACCCUCGCAUGCUCGGCGAGGGACAGGAAGCCGCGUUCUACGGGGCGCACGUCGCUGCUCGAAUUCGCUGUUUCCGCUCGCUGUCUCAAGACUUCGCGCUUCGUCUCCCCGCGACGCCCGCUCCUGGCUCAGGUUCGGGGACUCCGGUUUCGUUGGUCCGUGCGGAGAAAGAAGAAGGGGUGGCGAAGGAAGAAGACUCCGAAGAAGUCGACCUGUGUGUUCUGAUGGCAGUUCACUCGCACGCGCCGCUGCAAGAGUUUUUCGAGCGCAUGCAGCGAGCGUAUGCGCGGCGCUCGCGCUGUGGUUUUCUCUGCGUCUCCCUGCCUUGCUGCGGCUCGGAAGGCUUUCUGGCCCAGGCUCCGGUCCUGCGCUUCGAAGACCCUGCCGUGCUCUCCGAGUGUCGCGAGGUUCUCGUCUACUUUUCCCCCAGUCAAGCAACGGAACUUUCUCUUUAA
Neospora caninum is the source of this 2649-nucleotide messenger RNA. RefSeq lists its product as hypothetical. Gene Ontology annotation, cellular component: nucleus. The record is from RefSeq and is a predicted model, not a curated record. The transcript is spliced from 9 exons. The coding region runs from base 1 to 2649 and encodes 882 amino acids. NCBI's taxonomy places the organism in Eukaryota, Apicomplexa, Conoidasida, Eucoccidiorida, Sarcocystidae. Gene Ontology annotation, molecular function: mRNA binding.